AUGCUUGAGUCAGAGGAUCCCGUGAAGGGGGCUGGGGUUGUGGUUGAGGUCGCGCCUUUGGUCUCCACAGAAUGCCCAUUUCCCUCGGCUCACAAGCGACUGGUCCGCCGCAUGGACUGGAAAAUCAUGCCCAUCCUGUCUGCAAUGUAUUUCUUCUCCGCUUUGGACAGAUCCAAUAUUGGCAACGCGAAAGUUGCCGGUAUGAACACGGAUAUUGGGAUCUCUGAUGCACAGCACUCGACAGCGGUGUCGAUAGUGUAUGCAACCUACUUGCCCUUCAUGCUUCCGGGAGUGUUGCUGAUGAUGCGGUGCUUCAACGACAAGAAGCGAGAGUAUCUUGGGUGCAUGGUUGCGCUCUGGUCAUUGGUGUCUACUUUCACAAUGUUUGCGAAUGGAUACGGAUCACUUCUAGCGUGCCGGCUGCUGCUUGGACUUUGA
Molecule: messenger RNA, 438 nt
Organism: Ogataea angusta
Lineage: Eukaryota; Fungi; Ascomycota; Pichiomycetes; Pichiales; Pichiaceae
Exons: 1
Coding region: 1-438 (145 amino acids)
Biological process (GO): transmembrane transport
Cellular component (GO): membrane
Molecular function (GO): transmembrane transporter activity
Source: RefSeq, a predicted model, not a curated record